AUGCAUGUAUACGUAAAAAUCAGUGAUACCCGACAAACCCGCUUAAAUGAAGCUCUUCCUGAGUUGAAAAUCAUUACAGACGGGCGCCCACUUUGCAAGUUAAAUGCAAAAGAUUUGAAAAUUUCAGAAAACAUCCUCAUCAAAUUCAUGCAAAAAGAAAUCACUCAGGAAUACGAGAAAAAACGGGAAAAUCUUUGCAUUUACAGAGAUGAUGAUGGACUACUGAGAUGUAAAGGUAGGAUGCAAAAUUGUCAUCUGGGAAAAGAUAUCAAGGAACCCAUCAUCCUGCCCUCGAAACACCCCAUGACAACCCUUUUCAUAAAGGAAGCCCACAGCAGAUGCGGGCACCAAGGAGUAAAUUGUACUUUAGCCGGAAUAAGACAACGGUUUUGGAUUCCAAAAGGUCGGCAGAUAGUCAAGAACUUUAUUAGAAAAUGUAUCAUAUGCAAACGUUGGAAUGGCAGACCGUACUUCUAUCCAGAUUCCCCUCCAUUGCCGCAUUCUCGCAUCGACCCCUCGCGUCCCUUUGCUCAUGUCGGCAUCGAUCUGGCGGGACCGUUCCGUAUCGUCGAUUCCGAAAAACAACAAUGUAAGCGAUGGGUAAUGCUCGCAACAUGCAUGACUACGCGUGCAGUGCACUUAGAAAUCGUAAACAAUCUUAGCGCAAACGAAACAAUCAACGCUAUCCGCCGACUAAUUGCGAGGAGAGGAAAGCCAGAAAUAAUUAUAUCCGAUAACGGUACUAACUUCACAUUGAGUAACGAUAUCUUGAAAGAUUGCGAAAACAAAAUUUUCUGCGACAAAGUGGAAGAAUUUUUGACCACGGAGAAAGUAGAAUGGCGAUUCAUCACACCACUUUCUCCUUGGAAAGGAGGGUUUUAUGAACGUAUGAUAGGUAUAAUGAAAAAUGUAUUACGGAAAUUUAUGAACAAAAGAAACAUCGAUGAGAGACAUUUUCUCACUCUCGUCAUCGAAACUGAAGCCAUG
Messenger RNA from Cylicostephanus goldi, 987 nucleotides. NCBI's taxonomy places the organism in Eukaryota, Metazoa, Nematoda, Chromadorea, Rhabditida, Strongylidae. The record is from the annotation of a GenBank genome assembly.